Ictalurus furcatus (blue catfish) is the source of this 3479-nucleotide messenger RNA. It is a transcript of the gene zfyve27, whose product is annotated as zinc finger, FYVE domain containing 27. NCBI's taxonomy places the organism in Eukaryota, Metazoa, Chordata, Actinopteri, Siluriformes, Ictaluridae. Gene Ontology annotation, biological process: protein localization to plasma membrane; positive regulation of axon extension; vesicle-mediated transport. The transcript is spliced from 14 exons. Gene Ontology annotation, cellular component: endoplasmic reticulum tubular network; growth cone membrane. Gene Ontology annotation, molecular function: metal ion binding. Bases 226 to 1527 code for a protein of 433 amino acids. The record is from RefSeq and is a predicted model, not a curated record.
UGACACGUCAUCCUGCGCGACACGGAAGUAAGUGAUUUUGGCACUCCGGAAUGAACCAUUGUUUACUCCGGACAUUAAGUGGAUUGAUGUAAAUUUUAAAACCUCGUCGGAGAAUUUUGGAUGGCGGUAGAAUCGUUAAUCUCUCACACAGUUCUCUGGGAAGCGUGAAAACACAAAGAAAGCGUUGUGUGCAGCUGUCCACUGGGAGAACUGUGACGGAGUACGAUGAUGCAGACGGGCAUUCAGGAGACUCCGCCCACCGCAGGGGAGCGAACAGAGCCGAGCCGGAUGCUCAGUAAAGACACGUCGUCCCUGGACAGCACAUCUGACCUGGGAGGCCCUCGUGCUGUGACCUUUGACCUCUUUGAUAUGGUGGUCUCUUAUAAGCGGAUGGCCAUCUUUCUGGAACCGGUUACUGAUGUGGCGGACGUGCUGCGAUACGUACUCGGGUGGAGAAUGCCUUUGUGUUCUCUCUUCUGCUGCAUCCUACUGAACAUCCUCUUCAUCACAUUGAGUGAAGUGGCCUGGUUCUCUCUCGGCCUGUUGGCGGUCUCUGUCCCUGCUGUGCUGGGUUACCUUGGUGACCGUUGCCUGGGCGAUACCAGCGAUACGGUCUUGGAGAAAAAGAGACACUACGCUGUGCAGCGCAGAGAACUGCAGACCGUCCACAUGAGCCGCCAGGAAGCCAUGAUGGAGGUUAAGGGCCUAUUAAAGCAGUUAGAUGAGUUCCUGACUCAGGCAUGUGUGUACGCAGAGUCUGUGUAUAAGAUAGUGUACUGGGAGAGUCACGCAGCCUCUUCAGUGUUUUAUGGCUUCCUCCUGAUGACACUGUGUUUGCUGUACACGGCUCCUGCGGGCUGGAGUCUGUCUCUCAUCAACAGCACCAUCUUCAUCUGGAACAAAGACUUCUGCAGGGUUGUUUUGCAGCUAAAGGACUUGUUCCUCUCGUCUCCGGUCAAGCCUGCAGAAGGAGAGACAGAAAAGAGCGACCCAGAACCGAGUCACCUGUCAGACCAAACCCCUACUCCCACCAGUCUAGAGGAUCUGUCACCAGGAAGUGUGGAGGAGGCCGAGGAGGCGGAGCCUGAUGAUGAGUUUAGAGACGCCAUAGAGGAGAAUCAGCUGGCUCUGCAGGUGUGGCCUCAAGUCUAUGGGCUGACCAAAGCCCUGUGGAGACGCGUAAUUCAUAAGGACGAUGAAGACAUGGUGGGCGGAGCUGAUUAUGACUCGGUGUCUGAUAACGGUUUGUUGAGCAGGAAUGAGCCGAUACGCAGCCGAGUGUCCAAACUCACUGAGAAGCUUCGCAAGCGCGUGCCCACUAACACCCCAGGGAACUGUUCCAGCUGUUCUGCAGCGUUCUCCGUGUUAAAGAAGAGGCGGUCCUGCUCGAACUGUGGUAUGAGCUUGUGUUCUCGCUGCUGUUCCUACAAAGUGUUCAAGUCCAGUAUGGGAGCUACAGCUCCAGAGGCUCAGAGAGAGACGGUGUUCGUGUGCGUUCAGUGCAACUCCUAUCUAAGUGCGAAGUAGCAUCCCAUAAUAACCCAUUCCAGCAGAAAGCUUCAAAGCAUCCGGGAUCUGUGGGCGGUGCUCUGCUUUCUCCUCCUUUCCUUGUGCUUCUCGUAAAGCUUCAGUUACUGCUAGAGCUGUGACGGAAAUGAACCGGCCGACCCACAGCCAGACUCCAGCUCCUGCUGUGUUUAGCAGACUCUCUAAUGCGUAUCAUAUCAGAUAUUUGGUGAUGGACCUCAUUCUCAUCCUGCACUGCACAUCUAAUUCAGUCCAUAUUAAAAAAAAAAAACCACAUCAGCUGGUUGGCAGCUCCCAUAGCAACGUGUUCUAGAAUCAUCACCUGCUCUUUUGAUAUCGAUUCCAGUAACCUGCUUUAUACCUGUUCAAGUCCUCCUAUGACGUCACCUUCUGGAAUCUGUCAGGUUCUGAAAUGAUCAGAUGAGACCAUGUUCUGUAACUCGUGGCAUACUGUGAAGUCUUGUUUGAGAACCCAUCAGGUUCUAAAAUGAUCUCCGCUCCAUUGAGAAUCUGUUCCGGAACCCGUGGUCUCCUCUGAUGCCACGUUUCAGAAUCUCUCAGGCUCUAAAAUGAUCAGAUGCCUCUCUGAGACCCUGUUUCCGGAGCCUGGGGCUUCAGGGGAUGUCAUGUGGCUGCCACUAUGACCUCACUUAUUGGAAUGCUCCAGUGCUGAUGUUAAAGACAUGGCCUGAAGUUCUGCCAGUUUGAGAGCCAAAUCGUUACACCAUCACUCGUCAGAGUUUCCUAAUAACAAUAAGAAUAAUAAUAAUAAUAAUUCUUCUGACUUUGAGAACAUACUGUAUUUGACCAAGUCAGAUCCCUUCUUUUCUGCAAACGUUAAUGCGUAAAAAACGAGCGCUACGACCAAGUGCAAGUUCUGGUUUUAGAUAUUUAUUCUGAUUUGUUUCUUCACCUUCCAAGGUUAAAAUAUCAAGGUUAGGAAAUACGCUAACACUACAAGUCAUUUGGAAUUAUGAACAUAGCAUACUGCUAACUGGUAGCAUCGGCGUUCUCGGCAUGUCAGGCUUUUCUGUUGGAGACCGUCAGUACUGUUCACUGUUCUUUUAUUAAUGGCGCCCGAGUUAAUAGCUUGGUGUUGCUGUUGUUGUUGUUGUUGUUAUGGCGAUAAAAUAACACCCGUCCCACAUCUCCUCGGGUUCUCGCUUCGCUGUGGCCACACUCUGGAUUUCGGAGAGGAUCGAUUCUUAGAUGGGGGAUUGGGGGGAGGGGGUGGGAGUGAGAACGGUUCCAUCAACCAACAGCGAUCUGUUGGGAAAAUGUGUUAAAUUGUGACCCGAUAGUUUUGAUAGAACCGGGUCAGGAUGUGCGAGUGUAUUCGUCAUUUAUUUCAUUACGUAAAUCAAGAAUAUCUCUGACAGAGGACCUUUUUUUUUCCCUCCGCUGGUUUGAAAUGAAGUUAUCAUUUAAGAAUGAAUUAUAAUUAAAUCCAGUCAUUUCUCCUGCAUUAUUAUUAUUAUUAUUAUUAUUAUUAUUAUUAUUAUUAUUUACAUCAACAGCUGUAUUGUACAUCAGUGUUACUGUAAGAUGUUACAUCACCACAUACACUGAUUCCAUGCUGUAUUUUCUUUUCUUUUAUUUACCGUACUGGUCACAUGACUGGCUGCUGAUGGGCUUCUGAGCCAAUCAGGAUUCCGGGUGACGGUGGCGACUCGUCAGAGAGCCUUCUAACAGUUAACCAGUUUCUCAGCGUGGUUCCGUUUUCUGAUCUGGUCUCUGUUUCUCCUUCUCAUCAUUCAUAUCACUAUUUUAUUUCGAUUUACGGACGUGGGUUUUGAGAGGGGUUACAGUGGUCCUGUUUUCUCUUUUAUCAUCGUUUGUUUUUAUCGUUUCAUUUUUUUAAAGGUGAAUGUAAGAUGUUGUCUGUUUUAACUGUAUGAUCUCUGUACUGUACCGUACUGUAACGCAACUGUAUUAAACCUAACUCUAUCACA